Messenger RNA from Rhizophagus irregularis DAOM 181602=DAOM 197198, 483 nucleotides. Lineage: Eukaryota; Fungi; Glomeromycota; Glomeromycetes; Glomerales; Glomeraceae. The record is from RefSeq and is a predicted model, not a curated record.
AUGGAAAUUAUAGAUUUUGGGUGGCUUUUGAGUUCUGAAAAAGAACUAAGAUUCGUUUUAAGCAGAUUUCAAUUGAAAAUCUUUCAGAUGGAUUUCAAUAGAAAACAAGCUAAGAAUUAUUUUAAGCAGACUUCUGACAGAAAAAGAAUUAAGAUUUACUUUGGGUGGAUUUUCAAGGAUAGAAAAAAAAGAUUUGUUUUGGUGACCUAUCUUAUAAGUAAGCGGAGUCCUUUUAGAGCAAUACAAUGCUUUGAUCCAAGAUUUAUUCAAUCUAAUAUAGUAUGUCAUAAUAUAUUAGAUUAUGGAAUUAUAGAAGUACUUCAUUCUCCUACUGAUAAUUUAAUCCAAGAAUGGGCUAUUUAUUGUGGGCUUAAUGAAUUAGUUGAAAAAUUAAUAGAUUUAGAUGUAUAUUGGCGAAAUAAAAUACAUUUAUUACCAGAACUUAGUGGUAAUAUUAAUUAUGAUUUAUUAAAUAGCGAAUAA